Molecule: messenger RNA, 1907 nt
Organism: Magallana angulata
Lineage: Eukaryota; Metazoa; Mollusca; Bivalvia; Ostreida; Ostreidae
Product: amine oxidase [flavin-containing]-like
Exons: 15
Coding region: 74-1642 (522 amino acids)
Molecular function (GO): oxidoreductase activity
Source: RefSeq, a predicted model, not a curated record
UAUCGAGGUAGUAGAGUGGAGACAGACGUUUGACCUAUUGUGCUGGGAAUUCACUAUCACAAAACACGAGAAUAUGCAUGAUAUGGAGGGAAACAAGCUGAUGGAUGUUAUUGUGGUAGGGGCUGGUCUGAGCGGCUUGGCGGCUGCUAAGCUUUUACACGAGACAGGACUGGAUGUGUUGGUGCUUGAAGCACGUGACAUAGUGGGUGGACGGACACUUACAGAGCACAACUCUAAUGUUGGCUAUGUUGAUUUGGGCGGAGCCUUUGUGGGUCCAACCCAGAACAGAGUGCUGCGUCUGGCGGAUGAAUUCGGGAUUAAAACUCAUCUGACCAAUGAGGAUGAAGAUAUCGUGUAUUACAGUCAGGGAAAAUCAGAACGGAAUCGCAGCGACUCUUAUCCUGCAUGUGGAUUUCUUGAGCUUCUGGACAUGAAUAAUUUCUUGAGACUUAUAGAUGAAAUGGGUGAAGAGAUUCCUCCUGAGGCUCCAUGGAAGGCCCAACAUGCCAAAGAAUGGGACCAAAUGACCAUGCAGCAAUUCCUUGACAAACAUGUAUGGACAAAUUUUGGCCGUGGAUUUGCCAAAGGGUUAGUCAAUGUAAACGCUACUUCGGAGCCCUGUGAAGUUUCAGUACUUUGGUUUCUGUGGUAUAUCAAAUGUUGUGGAGGACAAAAGAGAAUUUUCUCAACAACAAAUGGCGGACAGGAAAGAAAGUUUGUUGGCGGCUCGCAACAAAUCAGCCAAAGAAUUGCCGAAAAAUUGGGCAAAGAUCGAGUCCUCCUGGGUCACCCUGUGUGUCAUAUAAACCAGACAGAAGAGGGAGUGACAGUGUCCGACAUAGAUGGACAAAAAUUCAGGGCUAAACGUGUCAUUAUUGCCUCUCCGCUACCUUUACAAAAUAAGAUCACUUAUGAUCCUCCCUUGCCAAGUCUCAGGAAUCAGUUGAUACAAAGAAUUUACAUGGGUUCCGUCAUCAAAACGUUUUGCUACUACAAGGCCGCUUUCUGGAAGGACAAAGGAUAUCGUGGAAUCGCUUCGAUCGACGAUGAUGCAGCCAUGGUUGAAUUCACAAUGGAUGACACUAACCCAGACGGAAAGCAUCCAGUAUUAAUGGGGUUUGUUCUAGCAGAUAAGGCAAAACGCUUUGUCGCCAUGACACUGGAGGAGAGGAAGGAGAAAACAUGUCGUCUGUACGCAAAAGUCUUCCAAUCAGAUGAGGCGUUACAUCCUAUUCACUAUGAAGAGAAGAACUGGCUCGGGGAACAGUGGUCUGGGGGUUGUUACACAGCCAUGAUGCCCCCGGGAUUCCUGACCAACUUUGGCGAAGAAAUAAGAAGACCAGUGGGUAAUUUAUAUUUCGCGGGGACGGAGACAGCCACCCAGUGGUCGGGGUACAUGGAGGGGGCGGUCCAGGCCAGGGAGAGGGCGGCCAGAGAGAUUUUAUAUGCCAUGAAAAGAAUUUCAAAAGAUGAAAUUUGGCAAGAGGAAAAGGAAAACCCUGUUGUGAAAGCCUACCCUUUUGAAAACUCGUUUUUGGAAAGAAACCUGCCGUCAGUCGGGGAGUUUCUGAAGUGUGUAUCCGUUACAACAUCUUUAGCAGUCGGAUCGGCGGGACUGUGUCUUUAUUGGAGAAAACGUUAACGUAGACAUGCUAAUUCUAUCAUUGCAAAGUGGACCGGGUUUAUAGAAAUUAACAUCGGGUCAAAUACAUUAUGAUUUACAUUACAUCAAAUAAAACUGAAACACUUUAGUGUAUUUGUGUGUCUCGUACAAACUUUAUGCCAACAAAGCAAUACAUAGCUAAAUAUAUUUUGAUAUGUAUGACUUAGUCAUAUAGCUGCUUGAGCUUCUAAAUAAAACGUGUACAUGUAUGUCAUAUAUGUUGAAAUUAAAAUUGAAAAAUUAA